CCUCCAAUGGUUAGAGCUCAAUGUUGACUGUUGACAAGUUGUUGCUAUUAGUACGUAGGUUAGAGUUACCCGCCCUUGACAAACGCUUAUCAAGAAACAUCUCCACAUGAACUUCGACCAGAACGGAUUCACCCGACUGUCAACAUGAUUACUCUCGUUAUUGCUGGUGUUGUUGUUAUUUACUGCAUCAGAUGGAUCUUGACACCAGAGCCACCACUGAAAUGCGGCAUUUACGUUCAACCCAACAAAUGGUACCCUCUCAAAUAUUUGUUUUUUCGGGUUCUUCUCUGGAUGAGAAAGCGACAAAAUAAAAACCGUAAAAAUACAAGUGGCGAGGAUGCUGGGUAUGGCAUGCGAUCGAGAAGUUCACCAGAGGACAUGGACAAAGUCCAGAUACUGCCUCCUGAACACCCAAAGGCUGUGGAUGCUGUCUAUUUCAAUGGUGGAAACAAAGAAGGGCACUUUAUAGUCACAGCGACAGCAAGACGACACAAGAAUCUUGUUCAGACUAUUGUUUUACUUCGGGUUCCUGGGGUGGGACUGUUGAUGAUGCCUUCGAUGCCAGACACCUGCCUUACUGGCCAAGGGGAGAGCUACUCGGCUGGUGGUCUCAUCAUGGAAGUUCUGGAGCCCAUGAAAACAUGGAGAGUUGCCUUCCAGGGGAAACUCAGACUUUCUGAGACAGGGGAAGAAAAGACUGUUAGCUUUGACCUGAAAUGGACAGCCAUUACAAACUUCUUUGAUUUUGACACUGACCUUGACCCUUCAACAACAGCAGACGCCAUUGCCAGGGAGAAGUGGUCAAGGGGAUACUUUGAAAAUUUGAAAACAGUGCAUCAGACCCACUAUGAGCAAUUUGGGGAGCUUGUGGGUGAUGUGUGUAUCGAGGGAUUGGAGCCGAAGACACUCUUGGUCAGGGGAGUCCGGGAUCACUCUUAUGGCAAUAUUCGAGAUUGGAAGUACUUCCAUCGAUAUGGUCUGCAGUAUGGCUACUUCAGUGACGGCACCUGCCUCUGUGUUGGUGCCAUCUGUAUGCCCAUGUGUAUGUCCAGACUUACUGUCGGCUACAUGUUUCUGAAGGAUGGCACUCUAGUCCCCGUGUCUCACACAGACUUUGAAUUCUUCAACCAUGGAGAAGCAGAAUCCCCUAAACAGAUGACUCUGGGCUUCACAGCAGGUGGCAAGAAGUAUGAGCUGUCCAUUGAUGUGGUUCAGUGUCCAGUGUUCUACAUGGGGGAAGAGUGGGAUGCUAAAAUCUUCGAGCGUCUGUGUAACUUCCGACUGAAUGGUGUGGAGGGUUGGGGCAUCAGUGAGUGGGACUACAGAAACUACGCUGGGAAAGAAGAGGAAAUGAAGAAACUAAAGGCCUCAUCAUGACUGAGACCAGCUGAACAGUUGUGCUGCUAACUGUCUAAUGUUUGAACCGAGUGACUGGAACAAGGGUCCCGGAGGAUUUCCUGAUGAGUUUUUCUCGCACCUGGAUGCGAAAUUCCACAGCCUUAUAACCUUGUAUCCUCGUCGCCAAAAUGUGGUAUCGUGACUAACAUUCUUCCAAAAGCACACGACACGAUUUGGAGAACAGCGGCUUUAUUUCGGUCGGCUGAAGCAUACAAACUUGGACGGGAAGCACGUAGCCCGAUGAUGUAAUGGUCCCAUCAUGCAUUGGGGUGCACAGGGAGCAGUUGUUUCCCUCCGGUAGUUAAGGGAGCGUUACGUGUCAAUUUGGUCACGUUAAUAGUUACAUUACUACAUUACUACAACAACCCUCUGGGUAUUCCUUCUCCAUUUGUGAGUCCAUUUGGUGUUAGACUUAGGUCUUGAUUUACCCAACAACUGUUUUGACAGAUUUUUGACCCCUUCAAAAAAUCAAGGUCUGUUAGUGCCAACUAUGUUAGGCUUUGUCAUAUGGGUAGAGCUGUGCCCCGUCACCCCAUUGUCUUUAGCAGGUGUUGCCAUAUUGUGUCCACUCUUUGGUCAUUAACUGUGUUCGUCAACGGUUCAAAGAAACAUUCUAUUCAAGACACAUAAAGCAGUAGGUUGUUAGUAUCCAUAGUCCAAACUUGAUGCGAAAAACUUGAGAGCUUCAGAGCUUCGUUAAUUAGUUGCUGACCAUUCUAAGCAGAGUGCCAGCUGAUCAUUUUAUGCAUGCGCACAUCUCACAGAGGUUCUGUUUAUGUUGGUGGAAUCUAAUCUAUGUCAUCUGUAUUGAGAAGAAUGCAGCUUUUUAACUGUCUCAUAGUCAAUGGGAUCUCCACUGAAAGGCUUAAUGACAUCAUGCAGUUUCUUCAAAUGUCGUGUAACAAACCCAUAGUCUAACAUUGGUCCAUACUGAGGCAUUCCUACAGGUGUGUUGUCAUUAACCAUAUUACUUUGAUCUUAGAUCCUUUGCAUGUGAGAUUUCACAGCCGACGUUUUCACAGAAGAUAUGUACAGCUUGACUUGUAACGAUCUCUCAAAGUCGUCGAUUACUUUUGUCUUCACCUCCUCAAUAGCAAGCUCAGUCUUUAUUUCUAACUCCAUUUCCUCCAUUUUCAACUCUAACUUGCUUAUCUCAAGCUUCUAAACUUCUUUUAGACUUGCAGCCUUUGCCUUUGAUUCUGCUUUCUUCUGUUCCUCAAAUAAUCUGGAUAACAUAGCCAGAGAAGCUGAACUCUUCUGACUACCGCCUGACUACUUCAACUUUCCACUCUGAAACACACUAUCAAUUGCAAUAGGACACUGUUCGACUCUGCGGUUUGAUUGUCAUAUCACCUGCCAGUCGAACAACAGAUGACACAUGGAUGUCCUCCUCCAAUGGUAUGGAGGUCUGUCCAACUCUCAUGCUUCCCAGGUCAAAGUAUACACAUACUCCAGCUUCAGUCCUGUUAACAUUAUUAACUACAACAAAAGUAUGCUCUAAGGUGGCACCUCUCCUAUGCAUUGUAGAAACUUCUGCACCUGAAUCUACCAAGCAUCUAAAUUUAUGUUUUCCAAUUUUAACUGUACAUGAAUUUGGUCUGCCUGCUAAAUUAAAUUGAGCAGAUAUUAUCUUCCUAAUGGGCUUCACGAUGAGGUAGUUAAUCUGGUUUAAAUCUUUACGACAUUCUCUUCAAAUGUCGCUGUUUAUUGCAGAACCAAAAGGUUCUUGAUUCUGUAUGAUUUCCAGAACCAGCAUGGCCAGAAACAGUAUUGACAUGUUGUUAUGAUUUACAAUCACGUGCAACAUGCCCUACUUUCUUGCAUAAAAAACAUCUGGGGCGGGGCCUAAAGUGAUCUACCUCCAUGGAUUGCACGUGUAGGUUCCUCUCUGGUGAAAGUGCAUUAAGACUCCUAGUAAACUGUUGGUCAGAUUCAGACCGCUCAGCAGCUGACCGUUCAAAGGCACCCCCUGAAACAUAGCAGCAUAGUCUAACACAACACAUAUUUUACCUGGCUUGCUUUGGUUGUAGACACUGUGAUGUGGUAUGUACCAUGUUUUACCAACUUCCACUACAGACUCUUCUUCUGGCACUAACUCUUGCUAAUCAUCUAACUCAUAAAAUCAUCAUAGUCUGCGGCAAACUGAGGAUUUCUAUUCGUCUUUUCUUUCAUCUUCUUGAAGCGUUGAAGCGCAUGUUGGUGAUUAUCAGGUAUGCUGACAUUGUCCUGGCGGAAUGGCAGAUCAAUAUAGUUGUGUCCAUCAUUGAACUCAUUUGUCUCAUCAACCAUAUUCAGGAACUUUUCAUCAUCUUGAGAAAAGGCCUUCUCUUCAUCUAGGAUGGAUUCUGGAAAAUCUAUGCUUUCAGCUUUUCUAGCCUGCUGAUUCAGCCGCCUUAUUUCCACAGUCUACUGUACUGCCAGAAUGUAGAUUCUAAUGACCUAGUGCACUGAAUGACCUUCAACCUGGUAUUGAUCACACCUAGCAGGGUGUUGUUGAUCUGGGUAGGGAGGUUUCCUCUUGUUGACAAGGGGUCGUGUGGCUGAACAUAGUGUAUUCCUUGUCUGAGUCUGAGGUAUUUCUGAAACACUGUCCUGAUGAAUGUGCACAUUGUCUUGCGGAGGUUGUAUGACUUGUGACAGGUUAGAAUGUCUAUUCACCACUUCCUCAGCCAAGCUGGCUACCUGUUGAUGUAGCUGUUGUACAGUAGUCAGUAAAGUAGUCAUAUCCGUUUGAUUGUCAUUUGCAACUUCUUCCGCACUUGGUCCAGCACUUGGAUUUGCCACAUUGAUGGUGUACAGUUCUUUGUACUGUUUCCUUGAUAGUCCUUGAGGCGGUCCUAUUCCGAAAAUUUGCUGACUAUAGAUCAUUAUUCUAUGGACCAAUUUUGAAAUUGGGAAUAAUGAAAAGGUCGGUUGUCACUAGUAAUGUUCGCGUAACAAAUUCUUCAAUUGAACACAUCUGGUAAUGUGAGGAUUGGCUUCUGGUAGUACUUGAAUGCCUUGUUAGUUUUCUCUGGUGGCAGGAGGCAUGAUGGAUCAUUCAAAACAUUCUUACUAUGACAGGAAGCUGUAGCCUUGAUGUAGUGAUAUCAAAUUCUUCGCAAAUUCUCCACUCACAAAACAUACCAACAUGGUGGGACAAUAACAUUGCAACUGCGUAUGACCUGAAAGCAGGUUAUCAACUACUGUGUAUGACCUGAAAGCAGGUUAUCAACUACUGUGUAUGAACUGAAAGCAGAUUAUCAACUACUGUGUAUGACCUGAAAGCAGAUUAUCAACUACUGUGUAUGACCUGAAAGCAGAUCAUCAACUACUGUGUAUGACCUGAAAGCAGAUUAUCAACUACUGUGUAUGACCUGAAAGCAGGUUAUCAACUACUGUGUAUGAACUGAAAGCAGAUCAUCAACUACUGUGUAUGACCUGAAAGCAGAUCAUCAACUACUGUGUAUGACCUGAAAGCAGAUUAUCAACUACUGUGUAUGAACUGAAAGCAGAUUAUCAACUACUGUGUAUGACCUGAAAGCAGAUCAUCAACUACUGUGUAUGACCUGAAAGCAGGUUAUCAACUACUGCGUAUGAACAGAAAAAAAAAAAUACAUCAAACUAAGGCCUGGUUCUAAAUCGGAAAUGGAGUGUAAAAAAACCGAACCUUUGCUGUGUAAACCAAGAAAUAUAUUAGCGUAGCAACAAUACAUUGUAAUUUGACAAAUGAUACCACACCACACUCAGUAUUGGUGUAAUAUUACAUUAAUCCUAACAUAUGGCACACAGUGUGACAUGUUCAAAACUCCUCGUGAGUGGACAUACGGGUAACUUAAUAACGAUGAAUAAAGCGUAACAUCAAUAGUCACAAAGCUAUACUGGGCUAUCACUCAUGUGUGAUGUCAUCUGAAAACAAAAACAUAUUAACAAGCAAACAUGAAUGGGAAACAACUCUAGAUUCAAGGUAUACACGUACAUAACAUGAUGCAUGGAUAGUGGUUGGUCUUCCCGUCAUUAUAAGCCUAGUUAUUUACAUUAACCAUCAUCUAUUUAAUGGUACAAGUGGUAUUCCACAAGCUCAUUUUACUGCUGUAGGACUAGGGGUCAUAUGAUAAUUUGGAACCCUGAUGUCAGCCCAUAAUAAUGACUGCUAGUCACAGAGACUAUUUGUUAGAUGAAAAAGGGGCAAUGGGGUAGUCUAUUGUUAGCCUAGUGUUAGCUUACCACAUCAUAGGUUGAGUUUGAUUUCACAUAUGGGUACAAUAUAUGAAGCCUAAUUCUGGUUACCCCUGCUUUGGUAUUGCUGGAAUAUUGAUACAAGGGUAGUAGAAGCACAGUCAUUCAGUCUUUUCAAACAAAGAUUAGAUAUUUUGUCUGCGAACAAAUGAUAAAUGUGUUGUGACCUAAGUUUCACAUUUCACUUCAUGUCCAUUCACACAAUGUGCAUGUCGCAAGCUUUCCUGAAAAUGACCCCAAAAUGUUUUACAAUGAAAGGAUGAAGACAUUCCUGUUUUACUCUGUUUAUUUGAAGAUAUGAACAAUGUUGAUGCAUUUAUGCCUCUGGUAUGCUGUGUGUUCCCUUAUUUUUUACCCAUCAGUAUUUAAUAAUCUUGCACUGUUGCUAACAUGACAUUAUCACCUCACUGAAGGUCAUCACAAGGCCAGAGGGUCCACUGGUACACAUCAAAGUCUAGUCCAGUCUGGACACGCUUGACUAAGGAAGUGCUCACUGAACUUGUGAUUGUUUUAACUUUCAUCAUUUAAUUGAAAUGUAUACCAUGAUGUGUAAUAUUGUUUGUAUUGUUCAGUGCUGUUUAUACACAAGUAUGUGUAUUUGAAUAUGUUAAAGUAUUUUUGUACUUUUGUAUUGUAAUUUGAUGACACAAAUAAAUAAAUACAUA
Molecule: messenger RNA, 6281 nt
Organism: Haliotis rubra (blacklip abalone)
Lineage: Eukaryota; Metazoa; Mollusca; Gastropoda; Lepetellida; Haliotidae
Source: RefSeq, a predicted model, not a curated record